Messenger RNA from Brassica napus (rape), 1254 nucleotides. RefSeq lists its product as uncharacterized. Lineage: Eukaryota; Viridiplantae; Streptophyta; Magnoliopsida; Brassicales; Brassicaceae. The coding region runs from base 117 to 692 and encodes 191 amino acids. The transcript has 2 exons. The record is from RefSeq and is a predicted model, not a curated record.
AGAAACAAGGCAGACAUGCACAUAUACAUGACCUAGCUUGUACAACAAGGCACAAGUCCCAUAUGAUUUGACUUUUCGUGAUAAACAUAUAUAAUCAUAAAAACAAUUAGUGAAAAAUGGUGAGGGUGGGUGAAGCAUUGAGUGUAUCAACCUCAUCAUCUUCAUCUCUCAACGAAAGCGAUGCUGAAGAGCUUCAAAAGAUGUCACUUGAACCACCGAGAGCUAAGCCAAAGAAACGUCUCUCGAAGCAACUCUCAAUGUUGGAGACCAAAAGAGACAUGGCAUGGGAGCGUCGCCGUCGCCAGAUGCUCCAUCACCUUGAGAUGAAGCAGAUAAACGAAGGAGGAGAUACUGACUUAACAGACGAGGACUUGAGUGAGCUCAAAGGCUCUAUUGAGUUAGGGUUUGGGUUUAAGGAGGAGCAAGGACAACAACUUACAUCUACCUUGCCUGCUUUGGACCUUUACUUCGCUGUGAACCGUCAGAUCUCGCCUGUUUCCACACCAAGCAGCGGUGGAUCUUCAUCUUCUCGACUUACUUCCCUUGGAGAAGGGUCCUCCUCUUUUGGUAGUCCUAUGAGUGAUUCAGAUGGAUUGAAAUUUAUGUUUCCAGGGGAUAAUCCCCAACAGGUCAAAACGAGGCUGAGGCAUUGGGCACAAGCUGUUGCAUGUUCUGUGAUACAAUAUAAUUAAGCAAAGAAGUGAAGUGAGAGAUGGAUUUAUACAUAACGAGACGAAGAAACUGUUGUGAUAUAAUGGCAGCUAACGAGAGUUUAAUUAAGGAGGUGACUGAAAGAGAAGGGCAAAUAUUGUUGAAGUUUCAAACUGAAAGAAGAUGCAUGACUGGUCUUGCAUGUCUCCAACCUUUAUCUUCACCAAGGACCACGAAUGAUUCUAUUAUAUGUAUUAGGUUUUUGCUUCUCUUCCUUUUCCAUCUUCUCUCAUUUUUUGUUUUCUUUUAUCAAGCUUGUUUCUAAUGUCAGAGAGAAAUAAACAUCUUUUCGAGAAAUAGACUUUCAAUACAGAAACGUUGAUGAAUGAGCAGUUACUUUUCAAAACUCGAAUUUCUUUGUUAACUAAUAUUGUGCUUUUAUCACAAAUAAGCCCGGGCACAGAUCGGAUAUCCGAGUUUUUGAAGGUAUUUGUGAUUUGCUUCGUAUGUCACGGAUAUCUAAUUUUUCGAUUUGCUUUGCUUCGAAAAAAAUACGGAUAUUAGAAAAAACGGAUAUCCGGAAAAUGAAUAGAUAUUUGCGGA